Solanum verrucosum is the source of this 887-nucleotide messenger RNA. RefSeq names its product dof zinc finger protein DOF2.1-like. Gene Ontology annotation, molecular function: DNA binding; DNA-binding transcription factor activity. The coding region runs from base 70 to 870 and encodes 266 amino acids. Lineage: Eukaryota; Viridiplantae; Streptophyta; Magnoliopsida; Solanales; Solanaceae. The record is from RefSeq and is a predicted model, not a curated record. The transcript has a single exon. Gene Ontology annotation, biological process: regulation of DNA-templated transcription.
CCUCUCUCCAAAUCUAACUUCUUUCUAGUCUUCAAAGAGUAAUAUAUAUAUAUAUUUAUUCACAAAAACAUGUUACCAUACCAUCCAAGGCCAAUGAUCAUGAUGGAAAGGACACGAAAGUCCAAUCUUGAACAAGCACCAAAUUGUCCUAGGUGUGCCUCUACCAACACAAAAUUUUGUUACUACAACAACUAUAGCUUGUCACAACCUAGGUAUUUUUGCAAAGCUUGUCGUAGAUAUUGGACUAAGGGUGGUUCUCUUCGAAAUGUUCCCGUUGGUGGCGGUUGUCGGAAAAGUCGACGGUCAAGAUCUACACGAAAAGACGAUAAUACCCUUCAAACAUCGAUCCCCGCCCUCGAAGGCGCUCCCGGAGCUCAUGACAUUGAUCUAGCGGAUGUUUUCGCUAAGUAUUUGAACCAAGGUACAAAUAAUGAUCAUGAUGAUAAUAUUAUUAUUCAAGAAUCUCAAGAUUAUUCUUCUAUUGGAGCAAGCUUAUCUAAUUCUCCUUCAUCAGAUAGCUUGGUUAAUAAUCCAACUUCUUUUGAGAAUGAAAGUUUGUUGGAUAAUUUCCAAGAUUACCCUUGUGGUAAUUUUCUUCAAGAGGAGCAAGGGGGUCAAAUUAAUCAAGAUUUUCUUGAUUUUAACACUAGCUUUCUUGAAAUGCAAGCUAUACUUGGACAAGAGGAGGAUCAAUUUGAUCAUUAUAACACAAGUAAUUUUGAGUGGCAACCAAUGAUGCAAUUUCAAGAUUUUGGAUCAAUUUUAGAACUAGAUGAUCAUCAACUCAUGAAGAAUUCAACAACAAACUUAGCAAGUCAUGACAAUAACAACAAUAACUAUAGUUCAUUUGAUCUAUCCAACUAUAUAUGAAAUUUACUUAAGGUGCA